AGUAGGAUGCGGUAGUUCGUACAAGUGUCGGUACUCUGUUUAAGGAGUUUGUACGGACGAAAGUUAACUACAACAUCCCGUCGGUUAGAUUGUCAGUAAUGUGGAUGUCAGUUUAUAGGAGGAGGAAAAAUAAAAACACUCGGUCAAGUCCGUGUAUCCUCUGAGUCCCGUGUCGGAGCAAGCUGCUGCUACUAGCCGCUGUCACAAGUCUCCUGACAGGAACUCGCCACAUUAUCACCAUCAUUAUCGGGCUAUUAUUUUGUCUUUACUGCGGUUUGGCGCAGCUGUGAACCGGCUAUCAGUGAACAUCGUCAACGCACGCAAACUUGUGGUCUUCUCUCCCAAACACUAUGCAACUCGAUCAAGAACAUUUAGAAACCAGGAUGGAAACUAAAGCUAUGACAUUUUCCAGGUUUUUGAUGCCCAUUCUGAGAACUCACUAAUUUCAGGAGGGUAAACUUUGCACAGUUAGAGGAUUUAUUACACAGUUGUUGUUUUUGACAUACUGGUGCUUCAGGAAAAGUAAUGGAGACAGAAGAAAGGGAGGAUGUAACACAAAAACCCAUAGCUAGUAUAAAGACAGAGGAAGAUGUGACCUCUGGCCACAGCUGUGGAGUGUGCGGCCGUAGCUUUCCUCUCCUCAGCUCUCUGUCCCAGCACAUGAGAAGACACACACGGGAAAAACCAUACAAGUGUCCAUACUGUGAGCACAGGACGGCUCAGAAGGGCAGUCUGAAGGUCCACAUUCGAAGCCAUAAACUAGGCCUACUAGGCCAUAACCUCAGUGACAAGGACGGAGAUGGAGAUCAAGAGCAGAAAUGUAACACCGAGACUCCGGACCCUCCUGAAAUCAUCAGUGCAUCUGACAAAGCACAUACUUUCAAUGGGAAGGCGAAGAAGAAAGGAACCAAGAAAAAAGUUAAGGGUACAGAUGAUGUUGGGGUCGGUGAUGAGGCUGAUAGUGGGUCCUGUACCUGUAGUAUUUGUGGCCAGGUUUUCCCUCAGGUGCUACUCCUAAAAUCCCACAUGAAAAGGCACCGCAGCUCACAGGAUCACGGUUGUCGGAUUUGUGGACGCCGAUUUCGCCAGGCAUGGUUCCUCCAAAGUCACAUGCGCAUUCACCGGGUCAAAGCACAACUAAGAGGUGGCAAAAGCAAUGAGCCACCUGCCACCAUCAAUGGAGUUCCUCAAGACCCAACAUCACUGAUAAAUGAAGAGUGCCUCUAUGAGCUCUGUGCUGGUUGUGGUAACUUCUUCUUGGACCGCAAAACACUGCGAACACAUGAAAAGUUACAUAAAGUGAACCACAGUCGCACUCAGACACAGAAUCCCUCACAGGAAGACACUGAAGCCUCUGAGAUGCACUCUGCUAAGAAGCAGUUUUUGGAAUGCUUGAACCUCACAUGCGUUGGACCAAGGGACACCUCUGAGGAAAAGAGCCUGGCCAGGCGAAUUCCAGAACUAGAUCCAGUUUGUAGUUACCAAGCGUGGCAGUUGGCCACAAGAGGACGACUAGUGGAGGUCACAGAGAAAUGUGUGGGAUGGGAGGAGAGGUUAGCAGAUGCUGAGGUGGUAUAUGACACAGAAAAGGGUGAGUACGUACCCUUGAAGCAGGAGAAGAAGCGGAAGCAAAUCGACACCACUAACUCCAACAUUAAGAAGAUCAAGGGCGAUUCCGGCCUUGAUCAGAAAUCAAACAGCUUGGCUCAGAGUAAAGGUGGUGACAAGAGGAUUUGCCAGAAAGACCGUAUUUCUUUGAACGGGCUUGGUCACGCGUUUUAUGAGGCACUGCAGACUAAGAAGGCCAAAGAUGUUCACUUCACAUCUAAACAGACCAACAGCUUCAGAAGUCAAGAUCAGGAGGAUAAAAAACCAUACUUCUGCGAGCACUGUGAUUUCCACACUGUCGAUGCCUCAAUACUCAGGUCUCACCUGCACAAGCAGCACCAGGACUUCCUGCAUCCAUACAGCAAACACAGCGCCAUUUUGGACAAUAUUAGCCAAAGUGGCUCCAGAGCCUCAAGAUACAUGGACUACCUCAGAAACAGAAGUGUGUUGCUCAGUCAGCCAUACUGGAAUCCCUACACAUGCCCCCCUGGGCAGGGCUCAGCAGAGUCAAAGAUUAAAACUGAAAAGUCAAAUGGCGCUGAUGUCAAAGGGCAGGGACAUACUACUAAUGAUACUGGAAGUCUCCUUAAUCUGUCUUCAUUGCCCAUAAGUGAGGGAGACGCCAAUGUAAAUUAUCCAGUGAAAACAGAGGGCCUGUCCAGACAUCAGUGCCCAUACUGUGCCCACACUACCAACUACCCAGAAGUUCUUUGGAUCCAUCAGCGGGUAGCACACAGAGUGGAUGGCAGCAGCUCCAUGGCACCCAAGUGGGCACCCUGUACCAACAGCCCCAGGGGUGCAAAGGCAGGUAGUGCUCAUUGGAGACGAACAGGGCCACCGCCAUUCCUCGAAGGCAAGGACUGCCCUGCUUUACCUGCUCCAAGAACUCAGCGCACACAACCUCCAGGGCUUGCAACCCACAGCAGCACCAGCAGCAGCAGCAGCAAACACUCAGUCCCCAAAACCCAAUCAGGUCUCCCUAAGUCCAAACAUCAGUCAAAGGACUCACGGUCUUCAGAUGGGACACAGUCCAGUGGGAGGAUGGGUCUCCUACCUCAAAAGAAGUCUGGUGAACAUAAGCGGGCAGAGGAGGGUGGAAGUAAAAGUUCCAGCAGUCAAGCUACUUCAUCGAGCAAUGUGCACGGCAAGAGUGUCCCUAGCUUCCAGCCCAUAAGCAGCCCCAAACACAGAGGCAACAGAGCUGCAAUGGAAACAAAUUUCCCACAGGAGGGUUUGGGGUUUAUGCUGGCCAGAAAUCAUGGCGGGACUUCAUCCAGUGCAGCCGUAGAAAAGCCCCAUCCCCGCAGGCAGUCAUGUGACUCUUCCUCCUCAGGUCCCAAGGGUCCUGAUCUGUGGGCUGCCAUGAACAUGUGGGGUCACAAAGCAUAUUUAGAACCACUGCGUUUCGCUCAGGGAAAGAAUGAAGGAACAGGAGAAAUGCCAAUGGACGUUGAUAUUUUGACUCUCCUGAAAAGCUAUAGUCCCCACGAACUGGCUGCUCUGUACCAGCACUGGGGGUUUGUUGAUCCACGGAUCGAUCCACAAGCAUUGUUGCAGUUAAAUGGAAAUUUUGGAAAAGAAGUCCAUUCCACCUCUGAAGCUUCCAAACAAGUGAACAGCCGCUCCACUUCAUCCUCAGGGUCUCUUCAUAAAGGAACGUGAACAUACACAGUGUUCCUGUUAGCUCCCAGCCUGCACGACACUGCUGAGCAAAGAGGCCUGCUGUUCUUUAAAGGAACCAGCCAUAACUCCGAAAGAAGGACAGAUGCACUGGACAAUGCACAAUGUAUGCAAAGCAAUGAGAUGGACUCUUAUUAUUUCAUAAUAUGGUUGUUAAAUUUGAAGUGUUAUGCAUGUUUUUUGUUUGUUAAAGAAAGUAGAUAUGUUAGGUACCAAAAUCACACAUGAAGAUAUGUUUAAUGGAAAUGAGGUAGAACCGGUUAAGCUUUGGUGUUGAAAAAAACAAAACAAAAAACAAACAAAAAAAAAGUUUAGCGAGGGGAAUCACAUCCUAGGUGGAAAUUAAAUGCGAGGCUACAUUUGGAUGAAGAGGUUGUUAUAUUGGCUCAAGGCCCACAGAUAUCAGUGAAAAAUAAACUCUAGCUGGUGAGAUCCAAGCAUAAAAACACCUUGUGGUUUUUUGGAUGCUGCCAAAAACACUUCAAAAGAUGUAAGCUGUGACCUGAACAUUUUACUUCACGUUUACCUCUCUACAUAUGUUUCAGUUGGUUGGUUGUUUUUUUUUUGUGUGCUUGUAACAUGUCCUGUUUUUUAAGGUUAUUACUGUAUUUGAUUGUCUCAUCACACAUGAGAAGGGUACCUAAACAUAUACAGUGCAGGGAGAAUAUUUUUUUCAAUUUAAGCCCAUAUUCAAAUUGUGAUAUGAAAGCUGUCAUUUGUCCUCCAUCACUAUGCAACGACAGUUAUAGUGCUGGUAAAUUCAGAAGAGUCAAGUCAUGUCAUCAGUCACAGUUACUUUUCCCUAAAACUUUACACCACAGUUUUAAACCAAAAAUAAUCAAAGUCAUGAUGCACAGGCACAAUGGGAUGGUUUAAUUAGAGCUAAAUCUGAGCAGAAUGCAGGCUUUAGCAUCAUUAGCUCAUUAUCCCACACAUGUAGAUAAACAGGAUGCACUGCUCAUAUUUUCAUUGGAAGCUACAGUUUUAAAGCUCUUCAGCCCACAAUCACAAUCGCUGGACUGACUUCAACUCAGUUAGGUGGCAGAAAUAUUUCUGCACAAGUUUUUAUGUACCUUUUAUACAAAUACUACAAAACAUUGCCAUACAUGAGCAUCACACUUGAGGCAAUUGGAAUGUUUUUAUGUAAACUCAUUCUGGAUCACGACAGCAGUAUCAACAGCUAGAGUGGCAUUAAGUCACUGUGUCUUUGACAAGUUUCAAAUCAAACUUUCAUGUCAAACAGCGGUACAGUGUCACCAUAGCUACUGUCGAACCUAUGGUUCACAAGGGCCAAUCAAUCAAUGUGAGAAAACCAGAGAAAAAGAACCAAACUGGUGGCCAUCAGUGUAUCCAGCCUGUCAAACAAGUGUCAGAAUGACAAGUUUAACAACGAAAUGCGGUGUCCUGUUUUUUUUUAAUUCAAAUUCUUUUUUUUUCUUUUUAAUUUUACUGCUUCAGUUUGACCUGUUUUCUCCUAUCAGGAAGAUAGUAUAAACGACUGCACUAAUUUUACAAUGUGCAAGUGAUGUAGGAAUUUAAUCCUUUUAUUUUAUCAUUUCUUUUUUAAGGAGUAGAAACUGUAGCGAUAAUAAGUUCUACAGAUGUGGCCGUGGCUUACAUCUGCCAGUCACGUGACUUAAAACAUUUGUUUUUUGAAAGUCACCUCGUUCUCAGUUCGUUUUCAUGUGUUUUCUGUUUGCAGAUUUGUUUAGUAUGUUUAUAUUUUAGUUCUGAUUCAGCGUAUUCAUCUCCCAUAGAGAACUAGUCUAUGCAUUUGACAAAAAGCCAUCGAGUUAUGGAUUUUUGGGAGAUAUUCUUGAGAAUACAUAAUUUAUUACUUGGGGUAUUGACUUUGUGUGGAAAACUGUAUUUUUUGAUAAAUACUAUAAAUGACCGUUCUAUUUAAUGAUCUUUUUUGUUUGCUAAGAGUGGAAUUUUAACACUCAUAAGUACUUGAUAUUUGUAGCAACAACAGAAAAUGUUUAAAAAAAAGUCGUUUUUUUUCAGCGGCAGGGUCAGUAAGGAGCGACGCUCUUGCAGGAGGUAUUAUUGAGCCUGUGACCUACCAGCUGUCUGUAAAGAUGCUGCUGCAGACGGCUAAAGAAAGGAGUGACGGGAAACACUGAGAGAGCGAAUUUUAUGCAAGCCUGAACUUUUAUGGUUAAAGUUGAGCUCUCGCUGGGUUACUUUUUGUGACUAUGUAAACAUGUGUCAUAGUUAAUAAUCUUGUUGGUAUCAGAAUUUCUAUUUUCACCAGUUCCACAUUUUGUCUGACCAUAAAAAUAUAAAAAUAAAGUUGGCUAAUGUAGAUUUA
Messenger RNA from Scatophagus argus, 5602 nucleotides. Its product is annotated as zinc finger protein 516-like. Gene Ontology annotation, cellular component: nucleus. Gene Ontology annotation, biological process: regulation of DNA-templated transcription. The record is from RefSeq and is a predicted model, not a curated record. NCBI's taxonomy places the organism in Eukaryota, Metazoa, Chordata, Actinopteri, Scatophagidae. The coding region runs from base 526 to 3270 and encodes 914 amino acids. Gene Ontology annotation, molecular function: RNA polymerase II cis-regulatory region sequence-specific DNA binding; DNA-binding transcription factor activity, RNA polymerase II-specific. The transcript is spliced from 5 exons.